AUGGCAUCCCUAUCAGGCUUGCAGGGGGCUGGAUCCAAGGCAAAUCCGCCUGGAGAGAGUGCGAAGGAGCAGUAUCUCGGGGAUGCGGGAGGCGGUGAUACUGGUGAUAAGGCUGGAAAGCACACCGAAAGUUCAACUCCGUCAUCAUCAACCGAGACAACUCGCACAUCCGAUCCUCUCAAAGGUGUCGGAUCGGCAGAUGUAGAGGACACGAGUGGUGUCGGAGACCCAAAGAAUGAGACGGAGAGGUCCUUCGUCGAGGGCACCAAGAAGGGGGAUCGCUUAGUUUCUUAG
Molecule: messenger RNA, 294 nt
Organism: Capronia coronata CBS 617.96
Lineage: Eukaryota; Fungi; Ascomycota; Eurotiomycetes; Chaetothyriales; Herpotrichiellaceae
Exons: 2
Coding region: 1-294 (97 amino acids)
Source: RefSeq, a predicted model, not a curated record